AUGGUAUACGAAGCACUUAGCAGCAAAAAGACCCAGGAGAUGUAUAAACUUAUACAUUCUCUUAAAUCUGAAGGAAAUAUCAAGUCAGGGUACAACGAGGCGGUAAAAUCGGUUAAAAACAAUACUGCGGUACUCGUGGUCAUUGCCAAAGAUGCAAAUCCUCCUUGUUUGAUAGAUCCACUUCCAGUCCUUUGUGAGCAGAAAGGUGUUCAGUUUGUUUUUGUUGAAUCCAAAACAGCAUUAGGAAAGGCCUGUAGUGUUGAUGUGGAUGUUUUGGCCUGUGCUAUAUUUGUGCCCAAGCAUGAGAACUCCACCCAAAUAUCAAACAAAAUUGCACUAGUACUCAGAUAA
This is a messenger RNA of Vittaforma corneae ATCC 50505, 351 nucleotides long. RefSeq lists its product as uncharacterized. NCBI's taxonomy places the organism in Eukaryota, Fungi, Microsporidia, Nosematidae. The record is from RefSeq and is a predicted model, not a curated record. The transcript has a single exon. The coding region runs from base 1 to 351 and encodes 116 amino acids.